This is a messenger RNA of Microthlaspi erraticum, 576 nucleotides long. The record is from the annotation of a GenBank genome assembly. NCBI's taxonomy places the organism in Eukaryota, Viridiplantae, Streptophyta, Magnoliopsida, Brassicales, Brassicaceae.
AUGGGAAGAAGAUCAGAGGAGAUAGGGCACACGCAGGGAAACUUCAUGCCUCUCCUUGAGCAGCUGCUCUCCUACAAGGUCACGGCCUACAACACUCGGUUUCAAACGGGAAGGAAACUUAGUGUUGGAGGAGUCAUCACGCCAAUCCUAUGUGCAGCUGGAGUCCAAUUGGACAAGAGGGUGUCAACUCCAGCUGGAUGGAUGGACAUCAAGUUUUGCAAGACCAACCUCCUCAUUGAACACAAGGAGUUGGAUGGGAGGUACCAAUUCAAGUUCACACAUCCAUUGGCUGGCCCUUCCAAGCUUCUCCUGCCCAACCCAGAGCUCACCACAGUAGUCAGGGAGGAGCCUGAACUCGAUCGAGCUGAGGAUCGAGCUGAGGUUCAAGCUGAGGAUCGAGCCCAGGAGAAUGCGGAUUUGGGUGAGCCUGAAUGUUACUAUUUUGAGGAGUAUGAGGCUCCAAGGAUGAACCCCUCUGUUGUGGCUGCUCACAAGAGGAUUGGACUUCUUCAAAAGUUCAACAAAUGGCAAGGGAAGGCCAUUGAAAAAUGCAAAAGUCCAUGGACAAGAUGGUGA